This is a messenger RNA of Lotus japonicus, 3569 nucleotides long. Its product is annotated as MDIS1-interacting receptor like kinase 1-like. The coding region runs from base 147 to 3359 and encodes 1070 amino acids. NCBI's taxonomy places the organism in Eukaryota, Viridiplantae, Streptophyta, Magnoliopsida, Fabales, Fabaceae. The record is from RefSeq and is a predicted model, not a curated record. Gene Ontology annotation, molecular function: ATP binding; protein binding; protein kinase activity. The transcript is spliced from 2 exons. Gene Ontology annotation, biological process: protein phosphorylation.
AACUAACACAGUGUAUGAAGGGUCACAUUCUCUCCCAUGUUUUAUGUCGGAGAAACUUCCAAUAAGUCCAAAGCUUUGCUGUCACAACUUUAACAUCACUAUCUUCUAAUCAAAAACCAGUUCAUAAACCUGACAAGACCUUAAAAAUGAUCAAAACUAAUCAAAGGUUUAUAAUUAGACCAACCUUAUCAUAUAUCAAACCACAUUUACAUUCUCAAUUACUACUUCCUCAAAAACUAGAGAUAACACUCUCUGUCAAUAUUGUUCUGUCGACACCCUCAAAUGGUGGACAAUUGAGAGACAGAUCAAGCAAGAACAAAAUGCAGCUGAAACCUCAGUUUUCCUUCUUCUUCUGUUGCAUUUGGUGUUUCUCUUAUGCUGCUUCUGCUAAUGAUGAAGCAUCCACUUUGAUUUCUAUAAAAGCAGGUCUCAGUGAUCCACUGAAUAGUCUUCAUGAUUGGAAAAUGUUGGAUAAAGCACAAGCUCAUUGUAAUUGGACUGGUGUUCAGUGCAAUUCAGCUGGAGCUGUAGAGAAGCUUGAUCUCUCUCACAUGAAUCUGAGUGGAAGCAUCUCCAAUGAGAUACAAAAGCUUAAAAGUCUCACUUCUCUCAACUUGUGCUGCAAUGGAUUUGAGUCAUCGUUGUCAAAAUCCAUAGUCAAUCUCACCUCACUGAAGAGUCUUGAUGUGAGCCAGAAUUUCUUCACAGGUGACUUUCCUUUAGGCCUUGGAAAGGCUUCAGGGCUUGUGACCUUAAAUGCAUCCAGCAACAAUUUCUCUGGUUUUCUUCCUGAGGAUCUUGGAAAUGCCUCUUCCUUGGAGACACUUGAUAUCAGAGGCAGCUUCUUUGAAGGGUCAGUUCCGAAAUCGUUCGCUGGCUUGAGUAAGUUGAAGUUUCUUGGUUUGUCUGGGAAUAAUCUCACUGGGAAGAUCCCAGGAGAGCUGGGAAAACUUUCAUCACUGGAGUAUAUGAUCAUUGGGUACAAUGAGUUUGAAGGUGGGAUUCCAGCAGAGUUUGGAAAUCUCACCAAUUUGAAGUAUCUUGAUUUAGCAGAAGGCAAUCUUGGUGGUGAAAUCCCUUCUGAGUUGGGAAAGCUUAGAGUGUUGGACACAGUUUUCUUCUACAAGAACAAUUUUGAAGGCAAGAUUCCACCAGAGAUUUGCAAUGUGACUUCAUUGGUGCAGCUGGAUCUCUCAGAUAACAUGUUAUCUGGAAAUAUUCCAGCUGCGAUAGGUCAGCUGAAGAAUUUACAACUUCUGAACUUCAUGCGAAACCGGUUAUCCGGUCCCGUGCCUUCUGGCCUUGGGAGCUUGCCUCAGCUAGAGGUGCUUGAGCUCUGGAACAAUUCGUUGUCAGGGUCACUGCCUAGUGAUCUUGGCAAGAAUUCCCCACUGCAGUGGUUGGAUGUAUCAUCCAACUCACUCUCUGGUAAGAUUCCAGAAACUCUUUGCAACAAGGGAAAUCUCACCAAGCUUAUACUUUUCAACAAUGCCUUUUCCAGUCCAAUUCCGGCAAGCCUAUCAACGUGCCCUUCGCUCGUUCGUGUUCGAAUCCAAAACAAUUUUAUAUCCGGGACUAUUCCUGUGGGUUUUGGCAAGCUUGGGAAGCUUCAAAGGCUAGAAUUGGGUAACAAUAGUCUUUCUGGUGAAAUUCCCCGUGACCUUGCUUCUUCCACAUCCCUUUCUUUCAUAGAUUUCUCCAGAAACAACCUGCACUCUUCUCUUCCUUCCUCUAUUAUUUCCAUUCCAAAUCUGCAAACUUUCAUUGUCUCCAACAACAACUUGGAUGGUGAAAUCCCAGACCAAUUUCAGGACUGUCCCUCACUCGGAGUCCUUGAUCUCUCAUCGAAUCGUUUCUCUGGAAGCAUUCCGCCAAGCAUUGCUUCAUGUCAGAAAUUGGUGAAACUAAACCUGCAGAACAACCAAUUGAGUGGUGAUAUCCCAAAAGCAUUAGCAAGCAUGACCACAUUGUCCAUUCUUGAACUUGCUAACAACUCUCUAACUGGUCAAAUACCUGAAAACUUUGGUAUGUCUCCUGCUCUAGAGACAUUCAAUGUUUCACACAACAAGCUAGAAGGUCAUGUCCCAGAAAAUGGCGCGCUAAAGACAAUAAACCCAAAUGAUCUAGUAGGCAAUGCUGGCCUAUGUGGUGGUGUUCUCCCUCCAUGUGGCAAAACCCCUGCAUAUUCAUUUAGGCAUGGGAGCUCAAAUGCAAAGCACAUCAUUGUGGUAUGGAUAAUUGGAAUAUCAUCAAUCUUUGCCAUUGUGGUUGCAACUUUGGUUGCAAGAUCUGUAUACCUAAGGUGGUACACUGAAGGAUGGUGCUUUGGAAGAAGAUUUUCUAAAGGUAGCAAAGGAUGGCCCUGGAGAUUGAUGGCAUUUCAGAGGCUUGAUUUUACAAGCACUGACAUUUUAUCCUGCAUCAAGGAAACAAAUGUGAUUGGCAUGGGCGCAACUGGGGUUGUUUACAAGGCUGAGGUACCACAAUCAAGCACCGUUGUGGCAGUCAAGAAAUUGUGGAGGUCAGGAUCUGAUAUUGAAGUAGGAAACAGUAGUGAUGAUCUUGUUGGAGAGGUGAAUCUUUUAGGGAGGCUAAGGCAUAGGAACAUUGUUAGACUGCUAGGAUUCCUUUAUAAUGACACUGAUGUGAUGAUAGUUUAUGAAUUUAUGCACAACGGAAACCUUGGAGAUGCCUUGCAUGGUAAACAAGCAGGGAGGUUGCUCGUAGACUGGGUUUCGCGGUAUAACAUAGCUCUAGGAAUUGCUCAAGGACUUGCUUAUCUUCAUCAUGAUUGUCAUCCACCCGUUAUCCAUCGUGACAUCAAGUCAAACAAUAUACUGCUUGACGCAAAUCUUGAGGCAAGGAUAGCAGAUUUUGGGUUAGCCAAGAUGAUGAUCAGGAAGAACGAGACAGUCUCCAUGAUUGCUGGAUCCUAUGGAUACAUUGCCCCUGAAUAUGGAUACUCCUUGAAGGUGGAUGAGAAGAUUGACAUAUAUAGUUAUGGAGUAGUUCUGUUGGAGCUUCUCACAGGAAAGCAUCCUUUAGAUCAAGAGUUUGUAGAAUCUAUAGACAUUGUUGGAUGGAUUAGAAGCAAGAUAGACAACAAAUCUCCAGAGAAAGCAUUAGACCCCAGUGUAGGAAACUGCAAGCUUGUUCAAGAAGAGAUGCUUUUAGUUCUUAGAAUAGCACUUCUUUGCACUGCUAAACUCCCCAAGGACAGACCCUCCAUGAGGGAUGUUAUAAUGAUGCUAGGAGAGGCAAAGCCAAGGAGAAAGAACAGUGGCAGCAAUGAAACAUUAGCAGCUAGCAAGGAGAGGCUUGUGAUUAACACAUCAUCACCGGUUAAUGGCCUUCUGUAAGAACUCAAACUGAAGUUUUUGCAAAGUCUCCUCAAUUGUACUUAGAACUAUUGUUAAUUUCCUCUAAUUUUGUAAUCAGUCAAAUCUGUAAUCAAAAUAGAUUAGUUUUUGCAAAUAAAUAUUUUUUCUAUGUAUCAUGCUCAGUCACAAAACCAAAGAAAACAAUUGUACCUACCUAAUUUUAAUAAGAUUGACAGAUUUUUAAUCUCA